UACAUAUUCACGGUUGUCAAUCGUUAUUUGUGCAGAGCAACUCGGAUUCGGAUAAUUUAUCAACUUUCAAGUCUGAGGCUGCAGUAAUCUGAAAACCAAUCCUAUUGCAACAUCUGCCAUCAUGUCUAGGAAGCGUACUCUUGAUGCCUUCUUCAGUCCGACAGUAAAGAAACCCAAAACAGAAACUGGAGCAAUCACUUCUAGCGACGUGAUUUCAGAAGACACCACAUAUUCUGAGCAUCAGUUCUACCCUCAUCCCAUCAAGAACCUACCAGCAUCUUUAAGCAAGGAGCUGUCUACUCUGCCAGAUCAACCCGGAAGAGAGAUCAAUGAUCAACCUGACCUUGACCUCCUGUACUUUGAGCCCUUCAUCUCAGGUUCUGUAUCUCGGAGACUCUUUGAGUUUCUUCGUUCAGAACUCCCGUUCUACAGAGUCGAGUAUAAGAUCAAGCGAGGUGGCAUAGAAACCCAGAUAAGAACUCCAAGAUGGACAACUGUAUUUGGUCUUGAUGAGACUUCCAAGUUCGAUGACAAAGGUCUCCCAGUAGACGCCAACACAGGCUCGAGAGCCUUGGAUAAACGAUACGCCAGAUAUCCUCCUAGGCCUAUACCAAAAUGCCUCGAUGAACUUCGUCACAGAACAGAGCUGGCUACAGGCUGUAAAUAUAACUUCUGCCUCGUCAACUAUUACGCCUCUGGCUCCGACAGCAUCAGCUUUCACAGUGAUGAUGAGCAAUUCUUGGGUCGUGAUCCAGCUAUUGCUUCUUUCUCAUUAGGGGCACGUCGUGAUUUUCUUAUGAAGCACAAACCGCCACCUCCGAAUGCUCCUAGUCCCCCUUCUGUGAACGCGAAACCGCUCAAACUACCAUUGGGAAGUGGUGACAUGGUGCUAAUGAGAAGGAGAACACAGUCUAACUGGCUGCACUCUAUACCAAAGCGAACAGGGAAGAAUCAAGAAGAUGGCGGAAGGAUCAACAUAACUUUUCGGAGAGCGAUGGUCAAAGGAGGAACAGAUAAUUACUACAACUACAAUGUAGGAACAGGGCCAGUGUACAGAUGGAAUAGGGAGGUCCGAGAAAUGCUGCUCUGGAAACCAUGAGUCCAGAUAUGAUUAUUUCUAAGGUAUAUGAAAUAUGAACAACAAAGGGAAAUUUAGACAACAGGGAACUUAUUUACCAUGGCGCAUCUGGGCUCUGCCGUAAUGCUGCAGAGCCUUGAGGAAGACCUGGUAUCCGACUCUCUCAUUAUCUUGCAAACAGAAAAUCUCAGUCAAUCUGAUCUGCCAGGGAGGAUAACCCGACAAUUCGAGGUAGGGACCAAACGUAAGCAAAAGAUCAGGCUCAUCCAUGAUGCCCUCAGAAAGCUCAGCAUCAAUCAGUUCCAUGGAGAUAUCGUGAGGAGAAAGCUUGCCCCUCUGCGACAUUUCAGCCAAGGUACGUGUGAGAUCGACCAUGGAGUCACGGCCGUCUUGCUCGGAGAUGAGGUGCAGACGCAGAUGCUCCUUGGGCUUCUCACCAAAGGGCGCUGGGAGGUCCUCUUUAUGGGGUGAUGUAACACUAAGACCAGGGUGCUCGGGGCCAAAGUAGAAUGCAAAUUUUUGGUUGACAGCAUCGUAGACUCGGGGCAUGUGCUUCUUGAGGAUCCCUGCUAUAUGUUAGAGGAUGUACAAAAGUAUCACAUAUGCCACUACGAACCUGUCUUCUCAUACACAGAAAGCAUCGGAAUCUCGGCGCAGGCGCACCAUGUCGCAAUCUCGGCUACCUCGUCAAGGAGCCGCUCGACAUCAGCCUUUGUGCGGUGAUUCUCCUCGAGCUUCAGAAUAACACUGAGAUGCUUUGGCUUUUUCGUCAAACCAACCAGGUCCUUCUUGAUGUAUUGCGGUGUACCAUGAUGAUAUUUGACAACGGAUGAGAUCUGGUAGCCCACCACGUUCCAGGUCUGGCGUAUCUUUAUGUAAAGAGAGAAGAUCCCAUGCAUAAUGGCAAAGAUGAGGACGUGGAUUUGGUUCAGGAUGAAGCGACGAAGUCCUAACCGCGACCGUCGCUGUGGUCGAGAGUUUGAGCCUAGAGUAGGCGGAGGAUCGUUGGGCUUGGGGAGAUAAGACUGCGAUGAGUUAGCAUGGCGCACUACAAUCAUGCGCACUCUGCGACCAUACAUUGAGCAUCCUUUGCCUCUCCUUCUCUGAUAACAGCGUAUGGUCUUUGAUUUCAUCGGCCCUGUAGGCCUGACGAUCGCGAGUCGUCAUGAUAGGCAUGGCUAUUGAUGUGCAGCCUCGAGGCUGUCUAACAGGCGAUUGGAGCUGCGAAAAUUUGUCCGAGGGAUUGAAAUGUUGGCGACAGUAUUCCGACUUUGUAAACACUCAAACAGGGAUGCGAUCGCGCAAACAACCGAGGAUGGGCAGGCUUAUAAGCUUGGACAGGUGAAUGUGGGCAGAC
This is a messenger RNA of Fusarium odoratissimum NRRL 54006, 2435 nucleotides long. RefSeq lists its product as uncharacterized. The transcript has 3 exons. Gene Ontology annotation, biological process: DNA repair. NCBI's taxonomy places the organism in Eukaryota, Fungi, Ascomycota, Sordariomycetes, Hypocreales, Nectriaceae. The record is from RefSeq and is a predicted model, not a curated record. The coding region runs from base 122 to 1099 and encodes 325 amino acids.